This is a messenger RNA of Aaosphaeria arxii CBS 175.79, 1197 nucleotides long. Its product is annotated as subtilisin-like serine protease-like protein PR1A. Gene Ontology annotation, biological process: proteolysis. The coding region runs from base 1 to 1197 and encodes 398 amino acids. Lineage: Eukaryota; Fungi; Ascomycota; Dothideomycetes; Pleosporales. The transcript has 3 exons. Gene Ontology annotation, molecular function: serine-type endopeptidase activity. The record is from RefSeq and is a predicted model, not a curated record.
AUGCUUUUCCAAUACCUUCUCGCUACCCUUCCCUUGGCCCUCGCUGGCCCGGUCAUUAAGCCUCGUGCUCCCGUCAUCACUCCUCGUGAGGGCCGUAUCAUUCCCGACAAGUACAUUGUCAAGUUCAAGAACGAUGCUCUCGGCGACGUUCUCAACAAGGCCAUCGAGUUCUUGAACAAGGAGCCCGAGCACAUCUACGGAUUUGCCGGCUACAAGGGAUUCGCUGCCGAGUUCAAGGAGGACAUCCUCGACCUCAUCACCGCUCUUCCCGGCGUCGACUAUGUCGAGAAGGACGCCAUCAUGACCGCCAACCUUGGCCUCCAGAGCCGCGCUGAAGAGACUCAGUCCGAUGCGCCUUGGGGUCUUGCCCGCCUUUCCAGCGCCGAGCCUGGCACCACUACCUACAACUAUGAUAGCAGUGCCGGAGAGGGUUCCUGCGCCUACAUCAUCGACACUGGUAUCUUUGUCGACCACCCCGAGUUCGAAGGCCGUGCCGAGUGGUUGCAGAACUUUGCCGGCGACGGCGACGACACUGAUGGCAAUGGCCACGGUACUCACUGCGCUGGAACCAUUGGCUCCAAGACCUACGGUGUAGCCAAGAAGACUAAGCUCUUCGCCGUCAAGGUCCUCGAUGCUGAGGGCUCUGGAUCCAACUCUGGUGUCAUUGCUGGUAUUCAGUUUGCCGCCAAGGACCAGAAGAACCGCACCGAGUGCAGCAAGGGAUCCGUCGCCAACCUUUCUCUCGGAGGACCCCAGUCCCAGAUGGUCAACGACGCUGCUGCCAACGCCGUCAAGGAUGGUCUCUUCAUGGCUGUCGCCGCCGGUAACGAGGGCGAGGACGCAUCCAACUCUUCCCCCGCUUCCGAGAAGACUGUCUACACCGUUGGCGCCACCGACAUCAACGACCAGAUCGCCGACUUCAGCAACUUCGGCAAGUUCGUCGACAUCCUCGCCCCUGGUGUCGACAUCCUCUCCACCUGGAACGACGGCAAGACUAACACCAUCUCCGGUACUUCCAUGGCCACUCCCCACGUCGCCGGUCUCGCCGCCUACAUCCUCGCCCUCGAGGGCAAGAAGAGCGUCGCCGACCUCAGCUCCCGCCUCUCUGAGCUCGCCACCAAGGACGUCCUCAAGGGUCUCCCCAACGGCACCGUCAACGCCCUCGCUUUCAACGGCAUCACUGCUUCCUCUUCUUAG